Molecule: messenger RNA, 2660 nt
Organism: Bufo bufo (common toad)
Lineage: Eukaryota; Metazoa; Chordata; Amphibia; Anura; Bufonidae
Gene: RASGRP4
Product: RAS guanyl releasing protein 4
Exons: 16
Coding region: 119-2248 (709 amino acids)
Biological process (GO): positive regulation of GTPase activity; Ras protein signal transduction
Cellular component (GO): plasma membrane
Molecular function (GO): guanyl-nucleotide exchange factor activity; calcium ion binding
Source: RefSeq, a predicted model, not a curated record
UGUCCCAUACCUUCUGUGUAAUGACACGGGGGGUCUGAAGCCCAGGAACUCUAAGCAAACGCGCUUAGCAGACCCCAAGGAGUGGCCCCAUCGUUCUUCCUUGCAACCUCCCUGCAACAUGAAUCGCAAGGACAGCAAAAGAAAAUCUCGCCUGGAGUCUACAAGUCAAACUAUUAACAGUAAUGGAGUCAUCCUCCCUGCUAAGGGUCGGCCUAGUCAUAGUCGGAGGAGGAGAAGGAUGACUUGUCCAAGCCCUGCCGAGAUUAACAAGGCUCUUGGAUAUGUCACACUGGAGCAACUGGGAAAGAGCUGCAGCCUGGAAGAACUGCUAGAGAAAUGCAUACAGUCAUUUGAUAUGGACGGAAAGAUCUGGAGGAACGAAGACACCAUUCAUAUGAUCCUCGUCAUGCAUAGCUGGGUGGUGCCAUCUGCCGAAUUUGCACGGAAGCUUCUUCAACUUUACAGGGAAGCUGCUCAAAACCACCGAAGAAUGCAGAUCUGCCAUUUCCUCAGGUUCUGGGUGAAUCAAUAUCCAGAGGUGUUUCGUCUGAACACUGAACUAGAAGAACUAAUGGGUGAUUUUUGGGAAGUGGUAAAGAACAAAAGAAGGUCAAGUGAUCAGCAACAAAGUAUCGACAGCUCAUGCUUUAGUGACCAAGAAAUCACCAAACCAUUUCCAGAGUCUCCGAGCUUCAACAAAAAGAGAAAAGUCUCGCUCCUCUUUGAUCACCUGGAGCCAUCAGAACUUGCAGAUCAUCUCAGCUACCUGGAAUUUAAAUGUUUCUGCAGGAUAUCGCAUUUAGACUAUCAAAGCUACACUUUACAUAAUCCUCUAAGGGAAAUUCCUCGAUUGGAGAGAUCAGUCAAUUUGUGCAACAGUAUUUCUCAGUGGGUUCAACUCAUGAUCCUCAACCGCCCUACUCCACAGCAGAGGGCAGAAGUGUUUACCAAGUUCAUUCAGGUGACACAGAAACUCCGCAAACGACAGAACUUCAAUACCCUCAUGGCAGUGAUUGGAGGACUAUGUCACAGUGCAAUCUCCAGACUGAAAGAGACCCACAGUUACCUGUCCCACGACAUAUUGAAAACCCUCAGCGAGAUGACUGAGCUCCUAUCCUCGAGCAGUAACUACAGUACAUAUCGGAGGGUAUACAAUGAAUGUGGGGGGUUUAAAAUUCCCAUUCUUGGGGUGCAGCUAAAGGACUUGGUGUCGCUGAACGAAGCUCUGCCUGAUUACUUGGAGAACGGGAAAAUCAAUGUCUGCAAACUACAGAGUCUCUACCAACAUAUCCUGGAAUUACGGCAGCUGCAGAAAGUUAGUCCGCCAUUCAAAGCUAACAAGGAUGUGAUACUGCUGCUUACUACAUCUUUGGACACGUUUUAUACAGAAGAUGAGAUUUACUCCUUAUCCUACACACGGGAGCCACGCAGUUCCAAAUCAAUGUCUACCACUCCUAUUAAGCCCCCAGAAGAGAAUCCAGACUGGACCCCAGUAGAAUCUUUACAACUGGACCCUCAGAGCCUCAGCCGCAGUGUAGAGCAAAUGGUGAAGUCUGUCUUCCAGUUCUAUGAUCCAGAUCAAAGGGGCUUUAUAUCCCGGGAAGACUUUGAAAAAGUGGUUUCCAGUCUGCCCUUCUCUUGUCACAUUCUGGAAAAAGACAGAGAGGGACCUGUCAACCAUCAGGAGAUGACUUCAUAUUUUAUGAAAGCCAGUCAAGUGUGCUCCAGACUAGGACUUCCCUUUUUGCAAAGUCUGCUGGAGAUACGUCUGAAGGAAACUCCGCUCUGUGCCAACUGUAUUUGGAGUGUGGCCAAGCAAGGCUACGUGUCUGCAGGACUGCGCAAGGAUGCUAUGGAGAAUUGGCCUACUAGUCAGAAAAGUCUGGAAAGAAUAGAUCAAUGUCAAAAACCUCAUCUGACAGACGGGCUCCAGGGAUCUGCGGGGCCUGUGGCAGCAGGUCCUUCAUAUAUGAAAUCUUACUGUGGAGACGGGUGCAAGAGAUCAGAAACCUUACUGAAGAAGCUAGAAGAAGCAAAGGAGGAGAGGAAGCGGCUGUUGAUGGAGAACGCCGGCCUGCACUGCACCAACUCGCAGCUGGCAGCGGAGAACGCCAACUUACACAACCAGUUGUGUGUAUUACAAGACGAGGUCCAGGCACUGAGCAAAGACUCCAAGAUGAAACCUGCGCUCACCCAAAUCCUCCAGACCCUCAAGGCAUUAAAAAUACAAAGCGGCACAAACCCAUGACUUAACGCCACAGGAGGGACUGAGCCCAUCUUGUAAAAUACGCUCUGUGGACAAAACGGAGCCCUCAACUGUACGAUGUGAUACCUCUGACAUAACGCUCAAGGCAGCAUGGUUCCAUGCAAGUUAGGGCUCAUGCACACAAACCGGUCCGUCUGCAGAACCAUUCACUUCAAUGGGGCUUGAAAAAAAAAAAAAAACGGAAAUGACUCCAUGUGCAUUCUGUGUCCAUUCGCCAAAAAAAAAAAAAAAUAGAACAUGUCCUAUUCUUGUCCGUUUUGCGGACAAGGACAGGCAUUGUUAUACUGGAUCCGCCACAAAAAUCAUAAGUUGUUUUUUUUGCGCACCGCAAAAUACAGACGGUUGUGUGCAUGAGCCCUUCAGAAAUACUCCAUUGAGGCUUCAGUAUUUUGUU